ACUGACAGCUCUAUUGUGCUCGAAAGAAACCAUCAGGGAAAACGGGGAAACGCGUUGCAAGCAAGUGUUGAAUACCAACCGGGGAAUCAAUAGCCGUUGGGAGCCCAAGUGUGUCUUGGGGACUGUGUAGUUAUCGAGAAAUUUGCAAGUCGAUCGUGCAGAAAGUAGAGUGUACUGUUUCGUGGAUGAAUAUUGCGAAAUUCAACGAAAUUCGCACCAGUCGUUGAGACGAUCGGACAGAGUAUUCAAGGAACCCAGCCAGACGUCCAGUUGCUCUCUUAUUUUCGCGUGUGUUCUGUGUUUCCGUGUGGUCAGUGUAUUCAGUGUGUGUGUGCGUGAGCCGCACCAGCAACAGGAAUCGGAACUAAAUCCCGGAACUGGGAACAAAUUUGGCAAACAUUCGCGAAUACGGAAUGUCCAGUGGUCAGCACCUGAUGGCCGAUUCGCCGGCCUGCAGCAGUUCGGACCACUCGCCGCUGGCCAAGAAACGGAGGUUGGAGGAGGGAAUUGGAGAGGAAGCCGGUGGAGCAGCUAGCAGCAGCAGCGGCAACAACAACUACGAAAAUCACGACAAAGCAGGCGGCGUUGACAUUUCGAGCGGGACGUCAACAGAGCAGCAGCUGGAAUUGUGUGUAUCGUCGUCUACUUCUGAUACGUGCGUUUCGAAUGCGACUGUGAGCAAGCGAGAGAGAGAGACAGCGGCGAAAGCAAACGCAAAGACGAACAGCGACGACGUUAGUACUAGUACAUCGUCAGCAGUGGAGAAGGAAAGUAGCAAUCGCCCGGAGAAGAAGCAACGGAUUAGCCUGGACACCGAAGCAUCCUCAGCCAGCUCCAGCUCCACCACCACCAAAUCCACCUCCAACAGCACUAGCAAUAACAACAACAACUCGAACUCAAACUCCACCGUAAGCUCCAGCAAUAGCAACAGCAAUAGUCGGCACCUAGGAGGAGCUAGCAUGGCCGCCAACAAUGCCGCCUCUGGCGGAGACAUCGAUGAGUCGCUGUACUCGCGCCAAUUGUACGUCCUCGGACAUGACGCCAUGCGCCGGAUGGCCAACUCGGACAUCCUGCUGUCGGGACUCGGCGGACUGGGUCUGGAGAUCGCCAAGAAUGUGAUUUUGGGCGGCGUGAAGUCUAUAACCCUGCAUGACACAGCAACUUGUGGGCGCAAUGACUUGUCGUCGCAGUUCUAUCUCACCGAGGCCGACAUUGGCAAGAACCGGGCCGAGGCCUCCUGCGCCCAGUUGGCCGAGCUGAACAGCUAUGUGCGCACCGAGUCCCACACGGGACCCCUGACGGAGGACUUCCUGAGUAAGUUCCGUGUCGUGGUGCUGACCAACUCCUCGGCCGAGGAGCAGCAGCGCAUUGGCAAGUUUGCCCACGAGAACAACAUCGCUUUGAUCAUUGCCGAGACCCGGGGACUGUUCGCCAAGGUUUUCUGUGAUUUUGGCGAGAACUUUACCAUUUACGACCAGGAUGGUGCCCAGCCUGUGUCUACCAUGAUCGCUAGCGUCACACAUGACGCCCAGGGAGUUGUCACUUGCCUGGAUGAGACUCGCCAUGGAUUCACCGAUGGCGACUAUGUCACCUUCUCGGAGGUGCAGGGCAUGACGGAGCUCAACGGCUGCCAGCCCAUCAAAAUCAACGUUCUGGGACCCUACACCUUCAGCAUCGGAGACACCAGCACCUUUGGCGAGUACAAGAGCGGCGGUGUCGCUACCCAGGUAAAGAUGCCCAAGACUGUGAGCUUCAAGUCGCUGGAGCAAGCCACCCAGGAGCCGGAGUUCAUGAUCUCCGAUUUCGCCAAAUUGGACGCGCCCGCCACCCUUCAUGUGGCUUUCAAUGCGCUCGCCUGUUAUAAACAUACUCACGGAGCUUUGCCGCGUCCCUGGAACGAGGAGGAUGCCCAAGCUUUCCUGGCGCUGUGCCGUGAGAACAGCAAGGACAUUGACGAGAAACUGGUGCUGCAGUUUGCCAAGAUCUGCUCGGGCAACACGUGCCCGCUGGACGCAGCUGUUGGUGGAAUUGUGGCCCAGGAGGUGCUCAAGGCGUGCAGUGGAAAGUUUACCCCAAUCUACCAGUGGCUUUACUUCGACGCCGUGGAGUGCUUGCCGGCAGAGGGCGUAACCGAGGAGGAUGCCCAGCCACUGGGCUCCCGUUACGAUGCCCAGAUUGCCAUCUUUGGAAAGAAGUUCCAGGAGCAGUUGGCCGACGCGAAGUGGUUCAUUGUGGGAGCCGGUGCCAUUGGUUGUGAGUUACUGAAAAACUUUGGAAUGCUUGGUCUUGGCGUUGGCAAGGGCCAGAUCUUCGUCACCGAUAUGGAUCUCAUCGAGAAGUCGAACUUGAACCGGCAAUUCCUAUUCAGGCCGCACGACGUCCAAAAGCCCAAAUCGCUUACGGCUGCUUCUGCUAUCCAGCGCAUGAAUCCCGACGUGAAGGUCACCGCAUAUGAACUGCGUGUGGGUUCGGAAACCGAAAAGGUCUUUUCCGAGGACUUCUUCGGAAAACUGGACGGAGUGGCCAAUGCUUUGGACAACGUGGAUGCGCGUAUCUACAUGGAUCGCAAGUGCAUCUUCAACCGCAUCCCGCUGGUCGAGACCGGAACUCUUGGCACCAUGGGUAACGUCCAGGUGAUCGUUCCCUUCGCCACCGAGUCCUACAGUUCAUCGCAGGACCCUCCCGAGAAGAGCAUCCCCAUCUGCACGCUCAAGAAUUUCCCCAAUGCCAUCGAGCACACGCUGCAGUGGGCCCGCGACGCCUUUGAAGGUGUCUUCAAGCAGUCCGCGGAGAACGCAGCCCAAUACAUCUCAGAUCCUCAGUUUACCGAGCGAAUUGCCAAGCUGCCAGGAAUUCAGCCACUAGAGAUCCUCGAAUCUAUUAAGAAAGCUCUUAUCGACGAUAAACCCAAGAACUUUGCCCAGUGUGUCGAGUGGGCUCGUCUCCACUGGGAGGACCAGUAUGCCAAUCAGAUUAAGCAGCUGCUCUUCAACUUCCCUCCGGAUCAGAUCACCUCCAGUGGCCAGCCGUUUUGGUCGGGUCCCAAGCGUUGUCCCGAUCCGCUGGUCUUCGACGUGAACGACCCUAUGCACUUGGACUACGUCUUUGCGGCUGCCAAUCUGCGCGCUGAGGUCUAUGGCAUCGAACAGGUGCGCAACCGCGAUACCGUUGCCGAACUGGUGAAGCAAGUCAAGGUGCCAGAAUUCAAGCCCCGUUCGGGCGUGAAAAUCGAGACUAACGAAGCGGCCGCUGCUGCUUCGGCCAACCACUUUGACGACGGAGAGGUGGACCAGGAUCGUGUAGAUAAGAUCAUUACGGAACUACUGAAAAACGCGGACAAGAGCUCGAAGAUUACGCCGCUGGACUUCGAAAAGGACGAUGACAGCAACCUUCACAUGGACUUCAUUGUAGCCUGCUCAAAUCUGCGAGCCACGAACUACAAGAUCGCACCAGCCGACCGUCACAAGUCCAAGCUGAUUGCGGGUAAGAUUAUUCCCGCCAUCGCCACCACCACAUCGGUGCUGUCCGGCUUGGCCGUUCUGGAGGUGAUCAAGCUCAUUGGUGGCCACCGAAGUCUCGAUAAGUUCAAGAACGGUUUUGCCAAUCUGGCUCUGCCAUUGAUGGCCUUCUCAGAGCCACUGCCCGCCGCCAAGAACACCUACUACGGCAAGGAAUGGACGCUUUGGGAUCGCUUUGAGGUCACCGGAGAGUUGUCGCUACAGGAGUUCCUUAACUACUUCGAGGAGAAGGAGAAGCUUAAGAUUACGAUGCUGUCGCAAGGUGUCUCCAUGCUCUACUCUUUCUUCAUGCCGAAGGCCAAGUGCUCCGAGCGUUUGCCACUCCCCAUGUCUGAGGUGGUGCGUCGCGUAUCCAAGCGGCGCAUUGAACCCCACGAGCGCUCUCUGGUUUUCGAGAUCUGUUGCAACGACGUUGAAGGCGAGGAUGUGGAAGUACCCUACGUCCGUUACACGCUGCCCUAAGCCCAUAUAUAAUCUUAAUUUAACCAUUAAAUUAUUUUAUGAUCCUGUUUUGUCGCCGUCGUCGUGGCCACCGUGUGUUGGAGCUACGCCACUUUAAGAAACAUAAACAUAGAAUGUCUAGCUGUUUGCAUUUUAAUUUUCAAAAACACAACUAGAUGAUUGAGAACACAACAAAUACGCGGAGCAAGCCAGAUCUAGAAAUUAAAUAUAUAACAUGUGUGGAAUCCUAUAAGGAAUCGCAAAUUAAUUCGCAUUAUACGAAAAAAACAAAGACUCGACUUAAAGCAAAAACUUAACUGCAUCUGAAGAAACUCUCUGCUCAGCAUAGUUGUAAAUGAAAAAAGGAUUACAGAAAAACUGAAAGCGGAUUUAAUCGCAUUGAGUAAUUUGAAAUUGGAAACUGAAGAAGCCAAGCGGAAGAUUUCUCAUUUCACUCAUAUAUUUUUUUUAUAUGAACGUAUAAACUAAUUACAUCAUUGUAUUAAAAACGAGGAAAGCAAAUGAAUAAAGCUGUAUAUUUCAUAUGGUAA
Messenger RNA from Drosophila bipectinata, 4510 nucleotides. It is a transcript of the gene Uba1, whose product is annotated as ubiquitin-like activating enzyme 1. Gene Ontology annotation, biological process: ubiquitin-dependent protein catabolic process; DNA damage response; protein ubiquitination. Lineage: Eukaryota; Metazoa; Arthropoda; Insecta; Diptera; Drosophilidae. Gene Ontology annotation, molecular function: ubiquitin activating enzyme activity. Gene Ontology annotation, cellular component: cytoplasm; nucleus. The record is from RefSeq and is a predicted model, not a curated record.